This is a messenger RNA of Recurvomyces mirabilis, 342 nucleotides long. RefSeq lists its product as uncharacterized. Bases 1 to 342 code for a protein of 113 amino acids. The transcript is spliced from 2 exons. The record is from RefSeq and is a predicted model, not a curated record. NCBI's taxonomy places the organism in Eukaryota, Fungi, Ascomycota, Dothideomycetes, Mycosphaerellales, Teratosphaeriaceae.
AUGCAGUCCACCCGCUUCCUAGCAGCCAAUAUGCUGCGCCCCACACCCACCGCCACAACCACCCUGGGUCUGGUCCGCUCCCGCUUCACCACCCCGAGUCUGCGAGUCCAGCGCUCCUUCCAGACGGCGGGGAAGAGGAUGUCGCCUAUGCCUAAAGAAGAGCACGCCGCCCACACCAUCUCCCAGCGUCUCCGCUCCCUCAAGCGCAUCCCCCCGGAAUUGAUCCCCAUCGGUGUUGUUUUGGCGGUAGCCCUAUUCGCGGCCGGCUAUUCGAUUCUCCGGAAGUUUUGGACGGAUACGACGUUGAGGCUGCAUCGGCAGGGGCCGAAUCAUAACAAGUAG